AGAUACACUUUGAAAAGAAAACAAAAAUUGUUCUCACAAAUCAUAUUAAGGUUUAAGGGGAUUCUCUACUUCAAAGUGAUAGAAAACCAAAGUAUAAAGGCAUGACUUACUUUUAUUUAUUAGCUUUUAAUGUACUGUGACAUCAGAAAAUCUAACAUAAUUUUUUUAGGAAAUGGAAAAUAUUAGGUACGUUAAUUCAGGUAAAAGAAAGAUAUACAGAUUUUUUUAAUAAUGAAUUUUGAAUAAUUUCCUUAGUAAACUGUUCUUCAAAAUUGUCUCAAUUUACAUAUAGCAAAUAGUUCAUGAUGGAUCAUUGGUGGCAUACUGAAAACAAAUUCACUCAUCCCAGGUCACUGGACUAGAGGUAUGAUUGAAAUCAAUCAUUCUCUUUUCCGCCUCUAGCAUUGUACACCUGUUAUAAGAAGCAUAGUUCACAGAAACCUUAUUAUACCAAUAUUAUAAAAAGGAAAUUGUGCAUGCAUAUAAGAGAAAAAUCAAUGUUAGAUUGUACACAAGUGAUUCUAGAUUGUGUUAGGUGUAUAAGAUGCACUAGAUAGAUGCACUAGAUAGAUGCAGUAGAUGGUGUAGUCUGGGGCACUGAGUAAAUGUUAUUAGGUAUCAUUACACAAAAAUAUGAUUUACAUAGAGGAAAGAUUUAUAUAUCUGUGCAUAUUCAAAAAUAAUAAUGGACUUAACAUGAAACUGGGAAAAGAAAUCAAAGAAGUCAUAACCUGAGGCAAUAUAUUUUAUUAGCAUUCCAAAGUAAUUUUCUUUAAAAAUCAGCAGUCCAUACUUCAUCCUUAGUGAUUUCCAUGCAAUUCCUAAGAUAUAAAUUUAACCUAUCCUUUUACUCCAUUAAAACCUUCACUCUCCUGGGAAAAUAUAUAAAAAUGUUGCUCCAUUUAAAAAAUGUGUACACAUAUAUGUGUAUAUGUAUAUACACACACACACAUAUAUAUAUACACAUAAAAAAGAUUUUAUAUUUAUUUUAUGCUAAUCUAACACAAAAACUGACACAUAUUAUUUGGGAAUACUGAAUCAAAAAUGGGUACCUUAGAUAUGCACAGUAUUUCUCACAAAUUUAUAAGUACAAGUCUUUUCCACUGUAAGCAUGAUCCUUAGAAUUAACAAACAUUUCUGGGAAUCCUGAGCUUCAGAGUCAAGAUCUUAAAACUUACAUUACAUAUCCUAUAGGUAUGUGUUCCUGUAUACCAGAGGAAAUGGGAGAAAUUUGAAGAAGAGCUCCACUCCUCAUAAAAAGAAAACCUGGAAGGGAAAAGUAUACACACUCUAAUUUCAAAACUUUUAUCUCCACAAUUCCCAUGUCAACAGAGGUGGAUAUGACUGAGGAUAACCACUCCUUGACAACUGAAUUUAUCCUCAUAGGAUUUACUGAUCACCCAGAGCUGAGGAUCAUCCUGUUUCUGGUGUUCCUUACCAUCUACCUGAUCACCAUGGUGGGAAACCUUGGUCUGGUGGCACUGAUAUUUACAGAGCAUCGUCUUCACACACCAAUGUACAUCUUUCUGGGCAACCUCGCUCUGAUGGAUUCCUGUUGUUCCAGUGCCAUCACCCCCAAGAUGCUACAGAACUUCUUUUCCAAGGACAGAAUCAUUUCCCUCUAUGAAUGCAUGGCACAAUUUUAUUUUCUCUGCUUUGCUGAAACUGCAGACUGCUUUCUCCUAGCAGCAAUGGCCUUUGAUCGCUAUGUAGCCAUCUGCAACCCACUGCAGUACCACACCAUGAUGUCCAAGAAACUCUGCCUUCAGAUGACCACCGGGGCCUACAUAGCUGGAAACAUGCAUUCCAUGAUUCAUACAGGCUUUCUCUUUAGGUUAGCUUUCUGUAGAUUUAAUCAAAUUAAUCACUUUUUUUGUGAUGUUCUUCCAUUAUUCAAACUCUCCUGUGUUGAUACUUAUAUCAAUGAAUUGAUGGCAUUUAUCUUUGCUGGGUCAGUUUUGAUCUUCUCUAUCACCAUAGUAAUAAUAUCUUACCUUUUCAUCCUUUUCACAAUUUUCACAAUGAAAUCCAACAAGGGAAGAGGCAAAGCCUUAUCCACCUGUGCAUCCCACUUUCUCUCUGUCUCAAUAUUCUAUGGUUCUCUUCUCUUCAUGUAUGUUCGACCAAAUUCCAGGAAUGAAGGAGAUAAAGCUAUACCUGCUGCUAUUUUUUAUACUCUCAUGAUUCCUUUAUUAAACCCUUUUAUUUAUAGCCUAAGAAAUAAGGAAGUAAUAAAUGUUACCAAAAAAAUUAUGAAGAUUUCAUAACAUUAUGAAACAAAUACUAUUCCAUAUGGAUAACUGAUUUGAAUCUGAUUAAACUUUUUUCUGAAUCAACAGCAUUGAGAAGGUGGAAAAUGAGUGUUUCAUAUAUAACAUUAAAUUACUAAAACAUGAUGGUGUAUCAAUCAAAUAACCAAGUGUAAAUGGUAUUUCAAAAUCUAAGCUGCAAGGUUUCAUCAGGAGUGAGCUAAAAAAUUACCCUUCAGGUCAAAAUUGUGUCAGGGUGUAAUUAGUUACACUUCAUUACUAUGUUUCAGAGUAUAGUACGUUGCAAAUUUCAACAAAUUCCACAAAUGCAAGGAAUUAAAAUCACUACAUAUAAAGGUCACCUCCAUUUAAUAUUUUUGCAUAAUUUCUGGAAUCCCAAGGCGUAAUCAUACAAAUUCCUCAUAUCCCAAAUCUGCUUCAGCAACACCAUCUGACAAAAUUAAACUAUAUACUUCAAUUUGAUUCUCAAUUUUUAAUUGUUACAAAGAUUGUUUCAAUAUGAAAUCACAGAGAAUAUAUAUUCCAUAAUCAAGAACAUUUUCCUCUUUAGAAUUAGUGAAUUUUCUCUCAAGUUCUCUAAAAAUUGCAUUGUCUGAACAUUCGUGGCACAUAAAUCUCUAUUGAAGAUGAUACUACUUAUAUUGACAUCACUAUGGAUUUGAUAUUUUCAUGUAGUUCGAAUGGUUGACCACCAUAUAUGAUGGUGCAAUUCCUGAACAUAUACUUAUAUAAAACUUUUUCUGUCUGAUAUUAUUACUUGUCCUGCUUGUUAUUAAGAAUACCAUCACACCUGAACUGAUUCCAACAUAAUUUUUUGUUUUAUCUUUUUAGGGCCACACAUGUGGCAUAUGGAUGUUCCCAGGCUAGGAUACAAUUGGA
Messenger RNA from Sus scrofa (pig), 3149 nucleotides. NCBI's taxonomy places the organism in Eukaryota, Metazoa, Chordata, Mammalia, Artiodactyla, Suidae. The record is from RefSeq and is a predicted model, not a curated record.